GUUGAUGCUCAGAGUGCAGUGGCGUAGAUCGUAUUCAUUUUGGUCGUUUAGCUUUAAUAGGGGGUUAAUCGAAGUUCUUCUAAGCACGGUAUACAGUGGAUAUUCAUUAAUUAGUUUCUGAAAAAUGAUUGGAAACAAAACCAUGGCGGUAAAGGCCCCCAAGGAGCUUCUUUUGCCGAUGAACGUUCCCCACAAAUUGUUGAUGGGACCUGGGCCGUCCAACGUACCACCGAGAAUCCUGGCCGCCGGAGCUCUGCCGAUACUUGGACACAUGCAUCCGGAGACUUUGAAGAUCAUGGAUGAUAUAAAGAAAGGAUUACAGUACGUAUUCCAGACGAAGAAUGAACUGACCUUUGCUGUGAGUGGUUCAGGCCAUUGUGGAAUGGAGGCUGCCAUGAUGAAUCUCAUCGAACCCGGUGAUGUCAUUCUGGUCGCUUCCAACGGAAUCUGGGGAGAAAGGAUCGCAGAUCUUGGCAAAAGGCUCGGAGCCAAUGUGAAAGUAUUGCAGAACCCAACUGGAGUAGCAUUCUCCUUAAGACAAAUUGAACAGAGUAUUCAUGUUUACAAGCCAGUAUUAUUUGCAAUCACUCAUGGAGAAUCAUCAUCUGGUGUACUGCAGCCAUUGCAGGGGAUCGGAAGUCUAUGCCACAGGAAUAACUGCCUUUUCUUGGUAGACUCAGUAGCAUCGCUAGGAGGAGUUCCCAUGUUUGUGGAUGACUGGGGUAUUGAUGUCAUUUACAGUGGUAGCCAGAAGGUUCUCGGUGCACCCCCUGGAACGGCUCCUAUAUCAUUCGGUGAAAGAGCAAGAUCCAAAUAUCUGAGCAAGAAAACCAGAGCUCCUUCGUUUUAUUUGGACCUCAAUCAUCUAGCAAACUACUGGGGGUGUGAUGCUGGUCCAAGAAGAUACCAUCAUACCUGCCCUGUGACCAAUCUGUAUCAACUAAGAGAAGGAUUAGCUAUGGUAGCAGAAGAGGGUCUUGAAGAAUGUUGGAAGCGUCACAAAGCAGCCGCUCAAUCUCUGUACGUGGGACUAGAGAAACUUGGUCUUCAGUUGUUUGUCAAAGAUGAGGCGACCCGUCUCCCCACCGUUAGCGCCAUCUUGGUUCCUCCUGGUAUGGACUGGAAGAAGCUGGUCAUGUAUGUUAUGCAAAAGUACAGAAUAGAGAUAUCUGGUGGCCUUGGACCGAGUGCAGGAAAGGUUUGGCGCAUCGGUCUCAUGGGGUACAAUGCCAACCAGGACAACGUGAAGAGGGUCUUGAGGGUUCUGGAAGAAGGUCUCAACCAUUGCAGGACUACAUCCCGCCUCUAAGGUUUCCAGAAACUACCUGUAAAGAACUUGCCCCUUCCUUCCCUCUGUCUACUCCCAUUCACUGAAUCCCUUGCCUUUAGACGGUGCAUUUAUCCUUCACUAAGCCCUACAGAAGUUCUCCUCUUUGGAAGAAGGUCUUGACCACUGAAGGACUACAUCCCGUCUAUAAGGAUUCCAGAAACUACCUGUACAGUACUUGCCCCUUCCUUCUCCAAGUCUGCUCCCCUUCACUCAACCUCCGGAACCAUUCCCUAUUCUCCCUAGAAGUUUGGCUCCAACCAUAGCAGGACAACAGUUUGUCUCUAAGGCUCCCAGAAAACAACCUGUAAAAUACUUGCCUCCUUUCUCUGCCGUAUCUAUUCCUUUCCCCCAUUCAUGCCACCCCUUGUACUUUUAUCUCUUCUCUCUGGAAUACUGUCUCAACCAUUGCAGGACAAGAUCUCAUCUCUAGGUCCUCUAGAAACCUCUUUCAAAGUACCUGCCCCUUCACCCCCAAGUCUGGGUUUGGGAAACCUCUUGAAAUACUCACCCCU
This is a messenger RNA of Lytechinus variegatus (green sea urchin), 1842 nucleotides long. RefSeq names its product serine--pyruvate aminotransferase, mitochondrial-like (gene agxt). The record is from RefSeq and is a predicted model, not a curated record. The transcript is spliced from 12 exons. Gene Ontology annotation, molecular function: L-serine:pyruvate transaminase activity; L-alanine:glyoxylate transaminase activity. NCBI's taxonomy places the organism in Eukaryota, Metazoa, Echinodermata, Echinoidea, Temnopleuroida, Toxopneustidae. Gene Ontology annotation, cellular component: peroxisome. The coding region runs from base 125 to 1309 and encodes 394 amino acids.